AUGUCAGAUGUAGAUGAGACUGCAGAUACCACAGCUUUCUCCUCUGUUCUGAUCCCAGGCACCCUGGAGGAAAUUCCACCUCCUCCUCCUCUUCCAUCUGCUGCUGCUCAUGGAAGUGUUACCCAGUGUCUUCAGGAAGCCUCUUCUUCCUCUACUACCAUGGAAGACACCCUAUCAAGCAAACCAAAGGAAGGUUGCAAUGGCCAAGAAAAGGAGGGUGCAAGUGCCUCAAAGGCCCACCCAGAGGCUGAGCUAUUGCUCACUACUUCUCUGGGGAAGAAGGUAGUUGAUUUGGUGAAGUAUCUGAGUGUCAAGUACACAACAAAGGAUCUCGUCACAGAGGAAGAAAUAAUGAAAAAUGUCAUCAAAGAGUUCAAGGAUUACUACCCCAUGAUCUUCAGGAAUGCUUGUGAAUGCAUGGAAGUUGUCUUUGGCAUUGAAGUAAAGGAAGUGGACCCCAUCAGGCAUGCCUAUGUGCUCGUCCAAAUGCUCGAUCUUACCUACGAUGGAAAGGGGAAUAAUGAUGAAGGUCUGCCCAAAACUGGUCUUCUCAUACUUAUUUUGGGCCUGGUCUUCAUGGAGGGCAACCAUGCGCCUGAAGAGAAGGUCUGGGACACACUGCGCAUGAUUGGUGUAUAUGCUGAGAAGAAGGAUUUCAUCUAUGGGGAUCCGAAGAAGCUGAUCACUGAAGAUUUCGUGAAGGAGAAGUACCUGGAGUACCAGCUGAUACCCAACAGCGAUCCUGCUCGCUAUGAGUUCAAGUGGGGCCCAAGAGCCUAUGCUGAAACCAGCAAGAUGAAAGUCCUGCAGUUUUUCUCCAAGGUCAGUGGGAGUAGUCCCACAGCCUUUGUUUCCUUGUAUAAGGAAGCUUUGAAAGAUGAAGAAGAAAAAGCCAAGCUUGUGUUGGCCAACCUGAAUGCUGCCACUGUCACUAUGGAUAAAAUGCCCCAACCCAAGUCUAGCAGCGAUUCUUGCCCUCCCAAAUAA
Molecule: messenger RNA, 987 nt
Organism: Perognathus longimembris pacificus (Pacific pocket mouse)
Lineage: Eukaryota; Metazoa; Chordata; Mammalia; Rodentia; Heteromyidae
Product: putative MAGE domain-containing protein MAGEA13P
Exons: 1
Coding region: 1-987 (328 amino acids)
Biological process (GO): negative regulation of transcription by RNA polymerase II
Cellular component (GO): nucleus
Source: RefSeq, a predicted model, not a curated record